AUGGACUCGGACCCCAACGCCUACGUCGACCGAGGAUCGUCCUUUGGGCCGUCGCGAACAUCAGCACCAGGCGGGCACCGCAACUCUCCCCCAUCACAAGAGUCUACCCUGGUCGAGUAUCGGGACCCCCGAUCCGCUGCUCAUGGGAGUCCCAAGAUGGGAACUAGCUCAGGCUCCCCUCCGAGCCCCAAACUCGCACCUAGCCCCAGCAUCGCUCAAGUCCCAUCCUGCUCGCCCCACGGCGACUCUUCGGUCCAGGCUGUCGCUAGGCAUGCGCCGUCCUCAACUACCUCACAGGUAGAACCAUCCAUAUUCGCGGCUUUCGCUUCGCCCUCCGCUGUGGACUCGAUUGCAACGCGCAUGGGGAUCGGAUCCAAUAUCCCCUUGACAUCUGCAGACCCACUCCAGCAGAUCCUCCGUGACGACGACAUUGUCCCAGCAGCUCCAAAGCAUACAGAUAUGGCAACUUCUGCGCCUUCCCCCGAGGAGCCGGAGCUGCUCACUUGCAAACCUCUCGAUCGCGUUGCUUCUCAGAUGGGCAAUGCUGGCAACGUCUCUUCCGCCGCCGUCCUUUCCCAAACGCCCCCUUCCUCGCAGCAUCGCGGCGUCGAAACCGAAUGGGCUCACCACGCACAGCAAAAGCCCAUGGAGAGAAUCGUGUCCCAGGCCGGCUGGACUCCAAGCCUUCCUUUCCAUCCAUCCGCCUCUCUCAAGCGAUUCCGUUCCAUGUCCGACCCGCCUGAAACAAAUCGUUCGCACUCGGUGCGCCUCGCGCGUUCAGCCGCCAAGUACUAUCGCGCGGCACCACGCAAGAGGAUGCGCAACUGGUCGAUCAAGGAUGCUGUCGACCAAGCGGAAGGAGACCGUAUCAUGCGCCAGAUCCGCGGCCGUGCGCAGGACAACUUCUUCCCCGCUGCCAGAGAACCCCCCGUCAACAUGAGCUCUCUGAAAAUCCUCGACACCAGUGAGGUCCUACGACUCCCUCAAAUGCGCCACGAAUUACUGUUUGAGAACAUCAGCUUCCUACCUGUCCGUCCUCCAGCACAUUCUCCAUCGACAUCAUAUGCGCUUCUCUCUACGCAUCGAUCCCAAAUCGUAGACCCGUCACCGGCGACCGAGGAGUUUGAUCGGUAUUGGGCCUGCAUCCGCGCCGAAAUUGAGCAAGGGUGCCGGUGCACGCGCUGGGAUGGCCCGGGCAGCACAGCCAGUAUCAAGGGGUGCAUUUGCGGACGUUGGACGCCAGGGCUGAGCGAAGCCAAGUGGUGGAGAGAAAGCCGCGCGGUGUGGCCAAGCCGUCUCCCCACGCUCAUCAAGACUCUGCGCGACAUAUUCGAGUCGCUCAUGGCCUCGACGACUCCCUGUUCCACUCCUUCACCACAUGGCCACCCGACUGAGUCCCCCGCUUACCCUCCAAGUAGCGUUACGCACUCACUUGUGCCUGCACUAUUUGCAGCACUCGAUCCCAAGUUUCUCACGUUGCAAGUGCGACGUGGAACCUUCGACCCAGACCUUUUCCGUGUCAUUGGCGAAGCGAUGAAAGUACACUGUGCCCCAGUGCGUGACGCCAUGGUCGAUGAAAUGGUCGCGAUUGCUACGGGUUCAAGCGAACAUACCCCGGACAUCGUAAUGGGGCUGCGCAAGUGCUUUGACUGCGUCGAGGUUAUGAAGCUCGACAUUGCCAACCACCAGGUCCAGUCGCUGAAGAACCUGUUGUGGCAGCAAGCGGAGCAUAACGAAAUGGGAACAUUUCUCAACUAUCUCGCUGCCGCCAAGCGCUCGCUCGAGAGUUCCAAGACUUUUGCGUGGAUUCACGCUGCGUCAAAGCGCGUCGCCAUAGCCGCCAUGCCUCAGGAGCGCCGCCACUUGAUGGCCCAGUGUGCGUGCGGAGUCAACUCUGAACUUGCGAUCCGCUCUCUUGCCGAUGGCUUCAUCGACCUUGUAUACGGCGACUGGGUCGAGGACACGGAGGUGUGGCCGCCAAUAGUACCGUCGCGUCGCCCCGAGCUUCCUCCCCCCCUGCGCGUCCUUCCCUCGAAAGUCGUCGUCCCAGAGGUUUUCAAGAUGGACGCGUGUCGCAUUAAGAACUUCCACGCGGAGAUGGUCGACAUUGCGAUCGCCCAGUGCGUACUGUCGACUUUCCGGAGCCACUACGUCAAAGCACACCCGAACGCCUCUGAAGGAGAGGUCGCAGACCAAGUCGCCCAAGUCCGUGAGACCUACAAGCAUAUUAUGACAGUGGGAUCCGGCCUCAUGGGCGGCCAGGCCGGCCACCCGUCCGACAUCAGCUUGCACAUGGCACAUCGCGUCGUGUCUGGACGACUGUGGCCCGAGACGAAGCCCUCCGAUCCCCAUCAGCAUUUUGUAAACCGUCUCGCUCGCGAGUUUGACGCUAUCAUUGGCAGGGGCAUCGCGAAUCGUUCCUCCCCGAUGUACAGGGCGUCACUGGCGUCGCUGCGCCAGCUCACGCAAUUGAUGCUCACAAAUACGCUCCUCCUUCAUCGCGUGCAGCCAGAGUCGUUCCUGUACGACCUGUCCAACUUUGACUCGAGGCCGUGCACGCAAAGCGUGCGUGAACCCGUGGCCCCGCGCCUUCGCGUCAACUCCCGCCGCUUCGUGACCCUCACCGAGCCACUCACGGGCCAGGGCGCGAGCACGUCUGAUCCGCGCGAGCGCUACCAUCGACCACAGUCCCCAAGCAUCGAGGCCGCUCACAGACUUUUCAUGGACACUCUGGAGGCAGGGCGCGCCAACGAAGCUGCCCUCGCCGCAGAACUCGGCUUCAAGCCUCUACUUUACGAGAUUCGAGCUGUAGUCGACCGUAUGGUCAAGACGGCGGACUUCAACCUCUGUGUCUUCAUCAACCUCUACGGCCGCAAAGGCAUGCUAGUUGGCAGCGGCAAGCUGCAGCCUCUCCCAGAGCUUUCAUGA
Molecule: messenger RNA, 2928 nt
Organism: Cutaneotrichosporon oleaginosum
Lineage: Eukaryota; Fungi; Basidiomycota; Tremellomycetes; Trichosporonales; Trichosporonaceae
Source: RefSeq, a predicted model, not a curated record